CUGCGUCCGCGGGUCACGUGAUACCGCCCCACGACGUCAUUUUCCUGCGACUACCUCUGACAGCUCCAUGUGAACAGAUUUCACCAAAGUUAUCGUUCAUUUCUGGUUGGAUGUGGGAUGGUGACGCCGGCUGCUGAAUUGUGAGAAACCUUUUCUCUCCUUUCCUACCUGUAGCCACUCUCUUGUCUCUCAGACCCGAUGGCCGGCCGCCUCUUGGGCAGAUAUGCCCGUCUGCUCUGCAGGGCCUCCUCCCAGGCUUCAGCUCCAGCUGCUGCUGCCCGCCUGCCUCUGCCUGUGGCUGGGCCUGCAGAGGUGCAGAGGGCUCAGGUCUGGCCAUGGGUGACAGAAAGGUUAAUGUGUGAGGGAAGGACAAUUACCAAGGAAGACACUUUUACAAACAUGCCUACUCGCACCCAGCUGGACGAGUUGGUGGAAAAGGCAGCAGUGCCAGAUGACAUCCUGCUUGCCUGGGCAGAGCAUGGAGGAAAUGGUAAUCAAGCUGCCAAUAGCCUGAUGAAGUGGGCUCAGUUGGUGCUAAGGACAAAGGGCAAGUUUAAGGAACAACAACCAGAACUGAUGACAGAUUCAAGGCUUCUGGAUAUGAUGGGUACUGUAUCUCGGGAGGUGUCUUCAGUGUGGAACAGCACUCUAGUGUCUGUCUUGCGAACUCUAUGGAUUAUGGGUGUGCCCACCAAUGAUUCAGUACUCAGUUCUGUCCAGACUGAAGUCCUGUGGCGACUCCGCAGGCUAACCUACAAGCAAUUGGCCUACCUGGCAGAUUGGGGAGCAGGCAGGAAAGGACAGCAGGACGUGACAAUAGUAAAUUCUGCAUUAAAACAGCUGGAACUGCGCUGGACUGAAAUCGCUGAUGCUAAAACUGUCAGCGCACUGAUGUCCAGACGACAACGCUUGUCACCUACAUUGAUAGACAGACUUGAAGACAAGGCUUUGGAGCUUGCAGAGGGCUUUUCAGCAGAAGAGAUCCGCAAAGUCUGUGUGUCUUUGGCAGCUCAGAGCCGCAGAUCUGUCCCGCUGCUCAGAGCUUUGUCCUACUACCUUCUCCAGAAACCGUCAUCAGAGCUCUCCACUCAACUGCUACUGGACAUGGCUUUUGCAUACGGGAAGUUGAAUUUCCACCAUUCUCAGGUAUUUCAGCGAAUGGCCUCAGAGUUGUUACCCAGAGUCCCUGAGCUCAGCUCUGCUGAUGUCACACGCUGCGCUAAAUCACUGGGCUUCCUCAAAUGGCUUCAUAUCCCUCUCUUUGAGGCCUUUGCUGAGCACUACAUAAACAGUCAGAAGUACAGUACUCUUCAGCUCUGUAAUCUGCUCAUGACAUUUGCCCGACUGGGCUUUCAGCCCAGCAAAGGAGAAGAGUUCUAUAGCAAGGUUCACUCUGUGAUGGAGGACUCUCUCUCAGGCCUGGAGCCCUUCUUGCAGACAGAUGUUGUUUGGUCUCUGUGUGUGCUACAGCAGGCCAAGCCCCAGUACCUCAUCCCCCUCACACAACAGAAUCACGUUACCAAACUGUCUGAGGGCAGUCCAACUCAGGUGGAGAACUAUCAGCUGAAGCUCCUCCAUAUUGCUGCUACUCUUCACUUAGAGCAUCCGGGUUCCUCAGAUACUCCAUCCUCUCUGAGUGCCCUGACUGUCCCAAUCAGCAGCUCCCCCCUCUCCCCCCUGCAGAGCAGUUUAAGAGAGGCUUUACAGAGUUUGGUGGCUGGUAGGACGGAGGCCCUUCGCACUGGGGUUGACACACUCUAUGGAUGGACUAUUGAUGGGGAGCUGGUAGUGGAUUGUGACAACAAACCAGUUGACAUGUCCAUGCUGAAAGCCCCUCAUAUACCCAGUGGAGGAGGAGAUCAGGCUUUACCUGUAGGGGCACGGUGGCUUGCUUUCUUGGCUUGGGAAUUCCCAAACUUUGGCUCAAAGAGUAAAGACCUUUUGGGACGAUUUACCAUGAUGAAGCGACAUCUCCAGUUGGCUGGCUUAAUCACAGUGGAGGUGCCAUACUUUGAGUGGCUGGAGCUGAAGACAGACUGGCAGAAAUUGGCGUACCUGAAGGAUAAAAUAGGAAAGGCUGUGGCUGAGGACAUGGCCAAGUGAACCAAAAUUUACAGACUCAUCUAAAUCAGCUUUCCCAAUUAAAUGGGACCAGACGGAAUACACAUGUACACCCACGUUCACACUCCGAACGGAGCAGCGUUGCAGAAAAGCUCUCUCAUACUUUGUCAGAAAAAAAAUCAUAUUUUCACUCUGGUUCCCUUGGCAACGUGUGGGGCUUUCCCUGUUUCUAUGGUGAUGAAAAGCAAGAGUUUUGGAGCCUGAGAGAGACAGAAAUAAACACCACAGUAAGUCCUUCUGUAGAAAUUAUAGGAUCAACAAGUUAGUCUUUGCAUCUGCGAGUGACAUGUCAAAAACAUACGCACCCGGGCGACUUGUUGAAUUUUGGCCUAAACAAAGUGCAUAUUAUCAGAAUGUGAAUAGAGUGGAAUAACUUAAUUAUCUCCGUGAAUGUGUGUCAUCUUGUGAUGGAAUAAAAAAUUUUAUUGCCAUUUUUAA
Molecule: messenger RNA, 2559 nt
Organism: Micropterus salmoides (largemouth bass)
Lineage: Eukaryota; Metazoa; Chordata; Actinopteri; Centrarchiformes; Centrarchidae
Gene: fastkd4
Product: transforming growth factor beta regulator 4
Exons: 11
Coding region: 199-2103 (634 amino acids)
Biological process (GO): mitochondrial RNA processing; regulation of mitochondrial mRNA stability
Cellular component (GO): ribonucleoprotein granule; mitochondrial matrix
Molecular function (GO): RNA binding
Source: RefSeq, a predicted model, not a curated record